Messenger RNA from Laetiporus sulphureus 93-53, 2016 nucleotides. RefSeq names its product RhoGAP-domain-containing protein. The transcript is spliced from 13 exons. The record is from RefSeq and is a predicted model, not a curated record. Gene Ontology annotation, cellular component: cytoplasm. The coding region runs from base 1 to 2016 and encodes 671 amino acids. Gene Ontology annotation, biological process: regulation of GTPase activity; signal transduction. Lineage: Eukaryota; Fungi; Basidiomycota; Agaricomycetes; Polyporales; Laetiporaceae.
AUGAGCGAGGAGCGACAUUCGACUUCGUCUUGGGACAACGCUGAUUCCGACACUCAUCACUCCUCACAUCACCACAGCAGUUCCUACGGUCGGACACCGCAUGGCCAUGCAGUCGGUUCGCUCGAGUCUUUGGACGUAAACGGUGCUGCGCCGCCGACGCCGACAAAAUCAAGCCCACCUCGGUCCAGCGGGGAAUCGCAUGCAAGGCCGUCUACUUCCAAAUGGCGCGACAGUACACUGCAUGCGACUACGGAAGUUGCGGACACCUCAACCUUGGCUAGUGCACUACUGGAGCCGAGCUUCGAUGAGAGUAUAUUGAGGGCGCUCUGCGACAUGGAUUGUGGAAUUCAAUUACUACUUGACCGAAUUAAGCAGAGCAUGGUGUCCUGUCGAGAAGCUGCCGCAUUCUUCAAGAAACGUGCGCUCCUGGAAGAAGAGUAUGGCCGUAAUAUGCUUAAAUUGGCAAAAACUACAUCCGAUGCCUAUUCUAUGAACGAAGGAAAGGCCGGAACAUAUGUCGCUGCAUGGCAGUCAGCUAUGAAGACUCAUGAGCACAUCGCUGACAAUCGAAUACGUUUUGCACAACGGCUACAUGAGAUGAGCCAGGAGUUGACGACCCUCGCAAAAGAGGUGGACUCAAACAGGAAGAAUGUGAAAGAACUCUCCAAUAAAUACGAGAAAGUUCUGCAAGAACAUGAAACUGCGGUGGAGAAAUACAAGAGCCGAGUAGAUACCACAGCAGAAGAGCUCGAGCGCCUUCUGUUACAGAAGGAGGGUGAGCCAUACAGAGACACGCCGGUGCAAGGUAGGACGCCUGUUGGCGUCAGUGGAGGUGGAAAGAGAGCCAUCGGGAAAGCCGUGGCGAAGGGCGGCCUGCUCCUUAAAGGGAGGAAUCCAGGAAAUCUUCAAAGGCAGGAGGAUGACAUACGCGCCCGCAUGUCCAAGGAGUCGGACACUUAUCGGAAGUCAGUCAUGGACGCGCAGGUUAUUCGACAAGAGUACUUCAACUUCCAGUACCCACGCCUGUUAAGAUCCCUCAAAGAAUACGUAGACGAACUUGAUCUCGGGACACAGUAUCAUCUAUCUCGUUAUGCCUUCCUUUGUGAGAGCAUAGUAAUGAGUGAUGGAACAACGUUGACUGCGGUCGACGAUAACGGUGCACCUGGUCUCAAGGGAGCGCUUGACUCCAUUGACAAUCGCACCGAUUUCAAGACAUACAUGCAGAACUACGCAUUUGCGCAUGGAGGCUCCAACGCCAAAGGCCCGCGCCGGGACGGCCCGCGCGACGAAGGCUUCCUUCCGCCGAUCGCAGCAGUUGGACCGCAUGCAACAAGCUCGCCGAGUAUGGCACAUCCCCAGAUUACUGACAAGGGCCGGCCAACGUUUGGCGUCGACCUGGCGGAGCAGAUGGCGCGGGACGAUGUAGAGGUGCCACCUAUCAUGACAAAGUGCUGCGAGGCCAUCGAGAAGUAUGGUUUGGAAACUACGGGCGUGUAUAGGAUAGGCGGGACGAUGAGCAGGGUUGCGAAGUUGAAAGAGCGGCUGGACCGAGCAGAUCUGGAUUCUGUGAACCUUGAUGCGGAGGAGUGGUCCUCGGACAUCAGCAAUGUCACGAGUGUGCUCAAGUUGUGGCUGCGGGAACUACCAGACCCCUUGCUUACGUCUAGCUUGCAUCAUGCCUUUCUCGAAGCGGCAAGAAACGAGAACGAGCGAUUACGGCAGAUACGCCUGCAUGAACGAGUGAAUGACCUCCCGGACCCGAACUACUCCACCCUGAAGUACCUCAUGGGACACCUCCACAAGGUUGUCCAGCAUGAAGACGAAAACGCGAUGUCAAUUCAGAACUUAGCUAUCGUCUUCGGGCCAACAUUAUUCGGCCAAAGGGCGCCAGACUUGAAUGGGCAAAUCAACGGCAUGGCUGACGCAUCUCUACAGAACAAGGCUAUUGAGUCGAUCCUGGAACAUUAUACCGACAUCUUCGUAGACGAGAAUGAGAACGAGGCGAAGGUUAUCUAA